Messenger RNA from Onthophagus taurus, 1542 nucleotides. Lineage: Eukaryota; Metazoa; Arthropoda; Insecta; Coleoptera; Scarabaeidae. The record is from RefSeq and is a predicted model, not a curated record.
AUGUCCGAGAAACAAGAAAAAUUUAAAGGUGAUUGUUGCGGUGAUCCGUGGCCUCAGCUAAUGAUGGCUUGUGCAAGAGUCGUUGAAAUAUACUCAAGACUUUUCGAUAAACCUGAUUUAUUGAAGAUAUCAAAGUGUUUAAAAAGCGUUUGUAAAACUUGUAUGUGCAAAAAUAAGCAUAAAGAAUUAAAUUUAUUGAAACGAAGAGAUUCGGAAGAGAUUGAAGGAAAAGAUGUUCAAAAAUUAUUGGGAUAUGGUUUUAUUCCGGAUGGUUUAACAACUUUAUUAGAAGCAGAAAGUUUUUAUUCGCAAUUCGAAGAAGAUAUAGUCCCAAAAAUAGGUACAAAAGGUGAAAAAGUAAGAAAAGAGAAAUUGUUAAAACAAAAUCCAUUACAAGACGACAGUUUGGAUAAUUGCAAAUUUCUCGAUUCUUCUGGAAAAGAAUCCUUCGAAGAAUUUAUAAAAACCCGCAACGAUUUUAUCUCCGAAAAAGGUCUCGUUAAAUACGCCCAUAAUAGCACAAAGAAUUGCGUUGAAUGCAAAAAAGAGUUUCUACAAGAUUUAAAACAUUGCGUCCACGAAGAUUCUUUACUUUGUAAUCGACAUUACGGCGAAAAAUUACGACCAAGAUGCUCCACUUGUGAUGAAUUAAUUUUUAAUCAAACUUGUACGCGAGCUUUGGGAAGAAAAUGGCAUACAGAUCAUUUUUGGUGUAACGAAUGCCAUUGUAUAUUAACUGGAAAACAAUACACCCGACACGAUGAUAAACCUUAUUGUUUAAAAUGUUACGAAUCGACAUUCGCUCAAUCAUGCAAAAAAUGUGAGAAAUCUAUAGGGACAAACGCGAAAUAUUUAAUUUAUAAAAAAAAUCAUUGGCACGAAACUUGCUUUACUUGCAAAUUUUGCCAAAAAUCUUUGGUUAAUCAAAAAUUUAUUACAAAAGAGGAUGAUAUUUAUUGCGAAAGAUGUCACGAAGAAAAAUUAGCUCCUCGUUGUAAUUCUUGUUAUAAAACGUUCAAAUUUGGCACGAACACCGUCGAAUACAAGAACAAACAAUUUCAUGAGCAGUGUUUUAUUUGUAAUGAAUGUCAAGCGCCUAUCGGAGGAAAAAAAUUUGCCAAUAAACUCGAUAAAAUAUUUUGUGAUGAUUGUUACCAAGAAAAAUUUGGAACUAAAUGUACUAAAUGCAAUAAAGUUAUUAUCAAGGGAGGAGUUACUUAUAAAAAUCAACCCUGGCAUACUGAAUGUUUUAACUGUACAAAUUGUCCUACUUUACUCUCCGGAGUCACGUUUACAAGUCGCGAUGAGAAACCUUAUUGCGCGAAAUGUUUUGGAAAAUUGUUUGCGAAAAAGUGUUUUGGAUGUAGAGAGCCAAUUAAUGGCGAUGGGAUUAAAUAUAUUAAUUAUGAUAACCAUCAUUGGCAUGAUAACUGUUUCUUUUGUGCUAUUUGCCGAUGUGGACUUGGAGGAAAAGGAUUUAUUAUGGAGAAAGAUGAAAUUUUAUGUCCUAAUUGUGCUAAAGGAAAAUUCAAAUCCUGUUAA